GUGACCCGACUUCCAGAAGUCAAUUGCGAUAAUUCCAUUAGUACAAAAAUUCCAUCUCCCAUCCCGAUUCGCCAUUGCCAGGCUCGAGCGAGCAACGCUUGUCAAACUUGUCUACCCGCCUAUUGAAAAUUCCAUAUCGUCCUGGCACCUGCUGCCUGCUUCCUUCAUCCACGGGCAGUUGGCAGACACUCCCGCUUCCCGUAGCGCAUAGGCCUCCUCGCUCUGCGCAAAGUUUAUAAUCCCGACGCGAGAUCAAGAGAGAGAAAUAGAGAGAGAGAGAACGAGCGCAUCGUGCUCGUGUGGCAGAGGUUAAAUAUGGACAUCCUGGAUCACUCUGAGGACGAGGAAGAGCAGAGCUACUACGGCAGCGGCAGCAGGUUCGGCUGCAGGUGGCAGAAGCCGAGGUCCAAGAGCCACCACCAGCUGCUGCUCAUGGACAGCGUCGGCAACGGCAACGGCAACGGCGGCGUCGACGGGGACGGCGCGCCGGAGGAGCAGGAGAUCGUGCCGCUGCCCGAGUACGAGCGGCUGUCCCAGUCCGCGCGCCUCCCGCAGGACCCCGACCCCAAGAACCCGCUGCUGCCGGAAUACCGGGUCGCGUCCCCGCCCCCGCCGCCGCCGCCGAUGCCGCGGCCGCAGAAGAAACCGGCGGCGUGGAGGCUGAUCGAGUACGUGCGGUCCAGGAACAAGUCGGGCGUGCCCGGCGGGUGCGGCUCGUCGGACGGCGACUCCAGGAGCUCCGACGGCGAGAAGGAGGGGGAGGACGGCGGCGGCGAGGAGGGGAAGAAGGAGGAGAAGGGUAAGAAGCGGUCGUCGUGGCUGCCGGACCGCGAGCGCCGGUGGCCGGUGCAGGGGUUCUACUAGCUAGGGUGGCCGGGUCUCCGUCCGCGUGUCGUGCGACUUGUCGUCG
Messenger RNA from Lolium rigidum, 910 nucleotides. RefSeq names its product suppressor of cytokine signaling 7-like. The transcript has a single exon. NCBI's taxonomy places the organism in Eukaryota, Viridiplantae, Streptophyta, Magnoliopsida, Poales, Poaceae. The record is from RefSeq and is a predicted model, not a curated record. Bases 316 to 864 code for a protein of 182 amino acids.